Molecule: messenger RNA, 3075 nt
Organism: Amborella trichopoda
Lineage: Eukaryota; Viridiplantae; Streptophyta; Magnoliopsida; Amborellales; Amborellaceae
Source: RefSeq, a predicted model, not a curated record
GCUCUGGUCCCAUAUCCUGGAUGAGGCAGAUAGGAGGCUGACGGGAUGGAAAGGCGGAUAUCUUUCUGUGGCAGGUCGGUCUACCUUGAUCAAAGCCACCUUAGCUAACUCCUCGGUGUACGUCAUGUUCGACUUCCACAUUGCCUGCUCAGGUGGUCAAUCUCUUGGAAUGACUCAUGCAGAACUUUUUGUGGCAGUGCAGGCAGAGAAGACUAAAUUCCACCUGGUCGCGUGGGAAAACAUAUGCCUACGUAAAAAAUUUGGAGGUCUAGGGAACCCUUAGGAACACAAUUUGGCUUUACUCGAAAAUGGUGGCGGUGUCUAGCUACUCAGUUUGACUCUUUUUGGGCUAGAAUCCUUCAAAGUAAAUAUAAAAUCUUGGAAGGCUCAUGACUGCUUGAUAAUAGACGAUGGCCGUCAGUGUCAGGAGCCUCAAAAUCUAUCCUAACCUCUCUCCCACAGUUCAAAAGAUGGGUACGUCUUCAGCCAAGGGCGGGCGAUAGGGUACUUUUAUGGUCUGACCUUUGGCUAGGUCAUACCCCUCUGAGCCAAGCUUUCCCAACCCUCACUAGCCACAAACAAACACUCCACCGUUGCUGAGGAAAUGGCGCUAAUAAGUGGCCGUAGGAACUGGAACCCUGCUUUCCGAAGGCACCUCACUGAUGAGGAAGCCUUGCACUUCCAAAUUCUCUCGGCUGCAUUAUACUCAAUUUCAUUCCCUUAAAUGGGACUGAUUCUCUAGUGUGGACGCUUACUCCUACUGGCCUUUUCAUGGUUGCCUCUUUCUAUAAUAGCCUCUCUCAGGCUCCUACCCUUCCUGGUAACCCUCCAUCAGCCUUGGCAAAAGUGUGGGCGACCUUUGCACAACCCAAGGUGCAAACCUUUUACUGGAUUGCUGCAUCCAACAGAGCCCUCGAGGUGGACCAACUCGAAAAAAGGGGGAUCCCCAUCCUCAAUAGAUGCGCCUUAUGUCUUUCUGAAGGGGAAUCUAGCCCUCACCUUUUCCUUCUUUGCAAUGUCGUACAUGAUUUGUGGGAUAUGGUAAUACAACUGUUUGGUAUCCAAUGGGUGACGCCAUCCUCGAUCAGAGCCCAUAUCUCUUACGACCUGGACUCUCAGUGGCCGAAAGCUGGGAAACUUUGUGGAAAGCUACUGUAGCGUUUACCAUAUGGAUUAUAUGUAUCAAACUACCAACCCCAGCUCUCUUUCAUAGGAUCGCUACCUUGGUCUCCAUUUGGGCUUCCAAUCAUCAGACAUUCGCGGGCAUUCCAAAGAACUUCUUCCAUAGUUAAUGGAAGAAUAUUCUUUACUACCAACCGAGAAAGGCAAUUAGACAUAACAAUUGGCAACCCCACCUGUUGGCUGCAUUAAGUUAAACUUUGACGGUUGUUCAAUUCAGAAUCCUAGCCCAGCUAGCGCUGGAGGAGUUUUUAGAGACUACCACCGGAAAGUCCUCUUAACGUACUCCGAAUACCUCGGUGGUGGUGACUCCCAAUAUGCUGAGGCCAUGGCUUUGUACUGGGGCUGAAAAAGUUGAACCAGUCUUGGGGACCACGCCUCAUUGUGGAAGGAGACUCCCAAAACACAAUCUCUUGGGCAAGUGGGAAGAUCCUCCCCCCCCUCCCCAUGGCAACUUACCACCAAUUUUGAUGAAAUCUUUCACAUUUGUAGGGAUAUGGACGUGUCCUGGAGGCAUAUAUGGAGGACGUACAACGAGUUCGCAGAUCUCAUGGCGAAGGCGGGAGCUAGAAUGCAAGAGGAAGAUAAUGCCAGAUAUGAGGAGUCCGAGAGAGACUACAAAAAUUUUUUGGAGUUAAAACCUAGUCCUUCUGCUGCAGAAAAAGAACUUUCCCAGAUGUUCCAGGCAAAAAGUUCUCUUGAAGUUGCCAUAGAUCUUUUUAAUUCCAAAAUUGUUAUCAAGGCAAUGGACCACCUCGACAAAGUUGUCAUUGUUUUUUCACCGGAGUGCUCCAAGGCAAAACUUUUAAAAAUUAAGAUCUUGAUAGCGGAAAAAGACUAUUCAGGUGCCAUUGCUGAAACUGGUUAUAUACUCAAAUCUGAUGAGAGUAAUCUGGAGGCUUUACUUCUGCGUGGACAAGCCUAUUAUUACCUGGUUGAUCAUGAUGUUGCUUUGAGGCACUACCAAAAGGGGCUUCGUCUUGACCCGGAACAUAGUGGACUGAAGAAAGCUUAUUUUGGAUUGAAAAAUCUUAUAAAGAAGACUAAAAGUGGUGGUUCAUUUGUUUUCCUCACGCUGAAGAGAAUCUAGCUAAGGGAAAGUUGCGAUUAGCAGUAGAGGACUUUAAAGGAGCACUUGCGCUGGACCCGAAUCAUACUGCAUACAAUGUCCAUCUUUAUCUUGAGUUGUGCAAGGUAUUGAUCAAGCUUGCCAGGGGAAAAGAUGCUUUGGACAGUUGCACUGCAGCACUUGACAUUGAUGGGGAGCUUAUAGAUGCUUUAGUUCAGAGAGGUGAAGCCAAACUUUUAGUUGAAGAUUGAGAGGGGGCAGUUGGCGACUUGCAAGCAGCUGCGCAAAAAUCUCCUCAGGUUUGUUGUUAGCUGCGCAAAAAUCUCCUCAGGAUAUGAGCAUUCGAGAAGCAUUGAUGAGGGCAGAAAAGUCACUAAAGCUGAGCAAGCGAAAGGACUGGUACAAGAUACUAGGUAUAUCAAGGACUGCAUCCAUUGCCGAGAUAAAACGUGCCUAUAAGAAACUUGCUUUGCAGUGGCAUCCAGAUAAAAAUGUAGACAAUAGGGAAGAGGCAGAGACUAAAUUUAGAGAAAUAGCAGAGGCAUAUGAGGUGUGACCUUCAGCAGUGUAAAUUCUUACUUCUAUUAAGAUUUAAGAUUAGAACAGGGUGUUUGCAUUUGAUGUCCCGAUGUUAGGACAUGAAUGAAUGCGGCCAUAUCAUCAUUGUCAUUCAUCAGUUCCACUUCUUAUGGCUCGCAUCUGGAUGUCUGCUCCAUCUAACAGCCCUGUGGUACUGGGUUUUGAUGAUAUUCUUGGAACUCUAAGACACAUGUUUGCACUUUUGAAGUUCUGCAUUCCCUGUUUAAUUAGCUUUACUUGUCAUGGUA